Messenger RNA from Xenopus tropicalis (tropical clawed frog), 3702 nucleotides. It is a transcript of the gene wdr49, whose product is annotated as WD repeat domain 49. Gene Ontology annotation, molecular function: calcium ion binding. The coding region runs from base 237 to 3392 and encodes 1051 amino acids. The transcript is spliced from 19 exons. The record is from RefSeq and is a predicted model, not a curated record. Lineage: Eukaryota; Metazoa; Chordata; Amphibia; Anura; Pipidae.
UGUGGUGUUGCCAGGAGACCAGGCAUUGCCAGUUCGAAAGCAAAGGUUGGAAUUAGCUCUUUGUAUCCACUGCUGCUGACUGGCACAGCAAGAAUGGCAUAGCUACAUCAAACCGUAUGAGCAGUUAAAUGAAUUGCCAACCUUUUUAAGGUACCUACCAGGCACAUUCUUGCUAUAACCCAUCUUUGGCAUGGUUCUAACUUCCAGUUAACAGGGAAAUUGCUUAGAAGGAUGCAAUGAGCAACCAGAGAACUGUGCCAGACAGGAGGGAGCCCAGUGCCCUUACUGCUACCAGGGAUAUGGAAGAUGGAUCUGAAGGGGCAAGACAUGUCACUGAAUCCAUUGAAAACAGACUAAGCAUAAAGGAUUUUGGUCAGAUUCAGAGACUAUUUCAGUCUCCAGAGUUAAAUCAAUCAGAAUGUAUGAGCAGAGAAGAAUUCAUGGAGAGAACAUACGCAGCUGUGGGGCAUGGCAUCAAAGAAGAAUAUGGGGAAUUAUUUGAUAAGAUAGAUGUGAGUCGUGAGGGUUUCAUUGACUGGGACAAAUUAACAUCCUUUAUGCUGCUUGAGCUUAAUGAGAAAGACGAACGAGUGAAAUCAUCAGUAAUCCCCCAAUGGAAGGAUAUCCGCAGCUUCCCAUUAAUUCACACGGAAAACAUCCAAAAAAUUGUUUACUUGAAAGGUUUGGGUCGUUACGUAACUUUAAGCAAAGAUGGAUUACUCGGAGUCUGGGGAGAAAAUUUAAAAUUACAAAGAAGCCUACAGAUCUGCACGGAUACAGUGAAGUUAAAAGAUUUAUGGGCAACAAGUUUGGUGUUCCUGGCCAAUGUAAACAAGAUUGCUGUCUCAUUUACCAGUAAAGAAAUUUGCUUUUAUGACCUCAACUCAAAGCAAGAUUUAUUUUGUCAGUACAAGCUUCAUGGCUUGCCAGGGACUCCAAUAUGCAUGGAUUACUGGUAUAACCCUGAUGAUGGCAAUGAUGCAGUUCUUACCUUUGGGGAUGUCAAUGGACAGGUCCAGGCCGUCUGUUUUACAACAGCGAUGAUCUCCUUGUUUGAAAGGCCUGCUAAUUCUACAGAGGACCAGCAAACCACUCUUUACAUUACCUGGAAUGAGUUGAUUUCUGGUUACCACAAAUCCUGUUUCAUUGCAAAGCACAAACUCCAUGGAAACAACUGGGUACGCCAAGUUACUUACAGCUCUCAUUUAGAAGCUUUUCUGUCUUGUACUACAAGUGACAAUAACACCGUGAUAUUGGCCUGGAGAGAGAAAGGCAAAACUCAUUUGAGGGCAACAUCUCUGAACAUCGCUAAGGGAAUCAAUGGCUUUGACUACCAUGCAGGACUCAAUAUGAUUGCUACUGCUGGCAUUGACAACAAGAUAUGUCUCUGGAAUCCAUAUGUUAUAUCCAAACCCACUGGAAUUCUACAGGGCAAUAUGGCCAGUGUGAUUACAGUUCAGUUCUUCACUGGUCGAAAGCAGCUUUUCAGUUUUUCAAAAGAUAAGGUCCUAAGAAUAUGGGACGUUCACCACCAAGUGUGCAUUCAGCGUGUUGCUGGGAUUUUCCCAAAAUCUCUUGAGUUCCAUUUCACCCUUUAUUUCUGUGAACCUCAUGGCCGCCUGUUUGUUUCAUUCAACAAUCAACUGAAGCUUCUGGAAAUGAAGAAGGAAUCUGGCAGCAAAAUCACAAGCCAUGAAAAGCCAAUAACCUGCGUGCUUUACAACAGUACCUUUAAACAGGUAAUCAGCUCUGAUACAGGAUCGACAAUUACCUUCUGGAUGAUUGACACAGGUCAAAAAAUCAAGCAGUUUUCAGGGUGCCACGGCACGUCAGAGAUUAGCACAAUGGCACUUGAUGUGAGUGAGACACGGCUUUUAACUGGAAGCACAGAUGGAACAGUAAAGAUUUGGGAUUUCAACGGCCACUGUCAUCAUAAACUAAACGCCGGGAGAGACCAAGCUGCUGAAAUUUCUCAGAUAUUAGUACUGAAAAGAACUAUCCUAGUUGUGGGAUGGGAAAGAAUUAUUACUGUUUUCCGUUUCAACUUGUUAACGCAGUACCUUAUCCAGCCUUCAGAAUGGAAAGGAGGAGUACAGCACCAUGAUGAUAUUUUAUGUGCAGCAUUUUAUCUCCCACAAAGUUUAGUCACAGGGAGUUAUGAUGGUCAGAUAGUCAUAUGGAACAACAAUACAGAAAAUGCUUCCAGAAAAUUACACCCUGAUCCUGAAAGAUUAAAGUCAAGAUCAGACUCUCAGGUACGGAGUGCUGGAAGAAGAAGCCUUUCUUCACUGUCCUCUGGAAAACACUCCCGCUCAGCAAGCAGCAUCCAUAACGCAAACUCUGACAGCAAUAACAGUGUAACAAGAUUGUUCUUCCUUGGGGCGAGGAAAAACACAUCAGCAACAGGUGGAUCCAUACUGGUGUCAUGUGGAGGAUCAGGAUACGUCAGAUUCUGGAAUAUAUUUAGAAACCACUUAAUGGCAGAAUUUGUAGCUCAUGAAGGAGCCGGCUCCAUCAUUAUGACUGUCGAUAAAACAAAUCAGUACAUCAUUACUGGAGAUCUAGAUGGAUGGCUAAAAGUAUGGGAUAUACAGGAUUACUGCAUUGAUUACAGUGAAAAAAAGACAACAGACCCACCUCAGUUAGUGAAGUCCUUCCAGCCUCACAGUGACUGCGUCACCCAUCUGGAGACAUGUGCAUACAGCCAAUCCUUACUGAUCCUAUCUGCCUCUGCAGACUGCACUAUACAUGUCAGUGAUGUUUUUGGAACUCCAGUUGGAAUAUUUGGCCAGGAAGAACACUGGAGCAUAGAGAAGUGCUUGCAUGAAAAUGAGAGGAACCAUGUGUCUGAAAAUUCAGAAGGAGAUACAAGUCACACUAACAACAAAGAAUCAGUAACUUCGACAACAUAUUGUGAUGAGACAACAGAGCUUGGUGACACUCUCUCUAGCAGCCUGCUCACAGAAGAUAAAGAGGAGCUACCCUUCAAGAUUAGCCCAUGGGAAAACACAAUUCUGGGUAAAAAAUACAAAGACUUCGGAACAAAAGAAAAGUUGCACUCAAAUAGACGAGAGGACUCAGUUCAAACUUCAGUUGGGACCUUCAUGUUGCUAAAUAUUGAGCCUUUGCUGGAUGUUGCUGAUGUGACAAAGCCUGAUUUUGUUAUUAACCCUGAGAAAUAUUUUGAGGACAAAACAGAUGAAAAAUCUACAAAGGAAUUUACUACCCCUCCCCUCUCAGACACACUGAAAUCUGUAUUUGAUGAGGGAAGUCUCUUCCCGAGAGAGAUUCUGGAACGUGAACUACAAGCAAAACAACUGAAUGCGAAGUUGCACCUCCAUGACAGGAUGAAAAGAGACAGAAAGGUGCAGAAGCAGAAGAAAAGCAAAUGAGAACUGUGUUGGGAACAGCUGAAAUCUUACAUGAAGGAAUGGAUAGUUUCUUACAAUGCUUGCAUGAUCUUCGGUAUUUGUGGUAAAUGCCCAAGUCCAGUUCUUGUACAAAAAUAAUUCUUAUUCACUGAGGAUACCUUUAGAUUGUAAGCUCUUGUCAGUAGGGCCCUCUAAUUCUAUUUUUACUCCAAAACCCCUGUUUGUUAAAUUAUUGUAAGACCCCUGUUCGUUUUAAACAAAUGUAAAGUACCUGAGUAACUUGUUGGCGCUAUAUUAAUACAUCAUGAGGAAAUAAAAAUAUAUCACACUA